GAGAGGGAGAGGUGAAGUACUGGAAUAAAAAACACAACAAAUAGAGAUAAAGCAGUGUUCUUGCAUCCAGUGCUGACUGGAGACGAAGCAUUUUGUGAAGCCAAUAGGAAUAAGUGGACAUACGGCACAGAGAGAGAAAGAAAGAUGGCUGAGGCCCCGAAGAUUGAACUCUUUGUUAAGGCUAGUGUUGACGCUGAGAGUGUGGGGAACUGUCCUUUCUGUCAGAGACUCUUCAUGAUUCUUUGGUUAAAAGGGGCCAACUUUACCCUCACCACUGUGGACAUGAAGAGGGCCCCUGAAGUGCUGAAGGCUCUGGCUCCCGGCUCUCAGCCUCCUUUCCUCAUCUUCGGCGAUGAGGUCAAAACGGACAUUAACAAGAUUGAGGAGUUCCUGGAGGAAAGAUUAGCCCCACCAGAGUAUCCAAAAUUGUGCUGUCGAUACAAAGAGUCCAACGGUGCCGGAGAAGACAUCUUCAGAAAAUUCUCAGGAUAUAUAAAGAAUCCCAAUCCUGGAUUAAAUAGCAUGCUAGAGACGAAAUUUCUGUCCACUCUGGUGAAGCUGAACAUGUACCUAGAGACGCCUCUCGCUCACGAGCUGGACCAGACGAGUGCCACUCAGUCUUCACGCCUCUACCUGGACGGUGACACCCUCACCUUGGCAGACUGCAACUUGCUUCCCAAACUCAACAUUGUCAAGGUGGUGUGUAAGAAGUACCGCGACUUUGCCAUCCCUAAAGAACUGAAAGGUCUGACACGUUACCUGGAUAAUGCCUACAAACAAGAUCAGUUUCGUUACACCUGCCCGAAUGAGUCAGAGAUCCUCAUUGCCUACCACUCUGUGGCAAAGUACCUGAACAAAUAA
Cottoperca gobio is the source of this 861-nucleotide messenger RNA. RefSeq names its product chloride intracellular channel 3 (gene clic3). Lineage: Eukaryota; Metazoa; Chordata; Actinopteri; Perciformes; Bovichtidae. The coding region runs from base 145 to 861 and encodes 238 amino acids. The record is from RefSeq and is a predicted model, not a curated record. The transcript has 7 exons.